AUGUACAUUUGCUUGUUUACAAUCUUCAGAUAUCAACACAUACAUUACACAGAUAUCAACACAGACAUCAACACAGACAUCAACACAAACAUCAACACAGACAUCCACACAGACAUCAACACAGACAUCCACACAGACAUCAACACAAACAUCCAUUCAGAGAUCAACAUGGACAUCAACACAAACAUCCAUACAGAGAUCAACACAGACAUCAACACAGAUAUCAACACAAACAUCAGCAUAGACGUAAACGCAAACAUCAACAUAGACAUCCACACAGACACAAACACAGACACCAACAGCACACCACAAUAUUUGCGGAUACGCAAACAGACGAAUGAUAUUACAACGCCAUCACUCAUAAUGUAA
Messenger RNA from Helobdella robusta, 369 nucleotides. RefSeq lists its product as hypothetical. Lineage: Eukaryota; Metazoa; Annelida; Clitellata; Rhynchobdellida; Glossiphoniidae. The coding region runs from base 1 to 369 and encodes 122 amino acids. The record is from RefSeq and is a predicted model, not a curated record. The transcript has 2 exons.